AUGGCAGCAAGACGACAAGCGCCUGAAGAUCCCAUGGCUACCCCCCCUGCUGUGCAACCACCGAUUCAAGCGACCCCAACGUGGCCGGCUAAUCCAGCGAUUCCUGGAGUUCCUAUCAGCCAACCCCCUAAUACCAUCAAUACGUGGACUGCGCCACCUGAAGCAUCUCCUACCUCUCAAUAUGUCCCUGGAGCUGGAAUGACCAGCGUUGUGCCAAUACUCUCAUCUCCAACCGGGACGACGCAUCCGAAAGCUACUGAACAAUAUCCUCCUACCACAGCAACUUACAACCCACCUACAGAGAGUCUGCAACCUAGCCAUCCCCCUUUACAUAAAAAGCCCCAAACCACUGGCUUCAGCACUGGGAUACUGGCUGGUGCAAUUGGCGGUUCUAUUGUUGGAAGUACGCUUCUAACUCUCAUUGCUGCGUACCUCUUCUUUGGCCGCCGGAAGUCGAGAGGGGGGAACAACCUUGAAGGCAGGCAGACAAGAGAACCAUUGGUGGACAAGAACUAUGAUAUUGAAACAGCCUGCUCCCGAGAACAUUUCAGUAGCAAUGUUCCAUUUGCUGGGAAUACAGAUAAGACAAACACAGCCGGUUCUCUUGAUUUACAUGCGGAAAAAAGUGGUUUAGGAAGCUAUAUUCCUACUCCAGCGGAUGAUAAGACAGUGGAGAGCCGUAUCUUGACCGUCUUUGAUCAUCUUGCCCUUCAUGUCGAGAAUUACUACACUUCCAGCUCACCUUCGAAUUUUGAAUCUGAGCAUUUAUCUCAAUGUGUAGCUAUGCUUAGCAGCUACAAUUCUCCGUUUCUGCCAGCGCCAGUUGUCUCUCUACUGUCCCAAUCCAAUGAUCGCGAGCCAAUCAUAAAGCAUUGCCUGGUUCAGUCUCUCAUUCCAGCUACCUUUCAUGCUGCGCCAUCAUCUGCUUCUAGAUCCGAAGUAACUUCGUUUCUCCCACCUCCAUUCACUGCCGCCAGGGAUUUCCAUGAAAUGCAGGUACAAGACCAAGAAGAAAGCCAGGUUCACUUCUACUGGAGAAUGUUAACCGCGCGCAGUUACCGAGGUGUGCCAGAUACACAAAAGCAAGCAUACCUCUCCACGAGGGCUGAGAACAUUUCGAAAGCCGUCGAUGCUUUCACAGCUGCAUUCCGACCAUUCGCAAACCCUCAGCAUCUAGAGUCAGAGAGAAUACGCCAUCUAACCAAAGUAAUGGAGGAUGCAGCAGAGUUAGGAAUUUGGCUCUUUGAACAGCCGUGUGGAUUCCAGUUUAUUUGGAGCAACUUAGCUGCUGGACAGGUUGUUGUGUCUCCUGCGGUGGUGAAAGUCAGUGAUGGACAUGGGAAACUGCUACAAACAACAAAGACUAUAGUCAAGGCAGAUACUGCAUGUUAUAUCUAA
Molecule: messenger RNA, 1398 nt
Organism: Trichophyton benhamiae CBS 112371
Lineage: Eukaryota; Fungi; Ascomycota; Eurotiomycetes; Onygenales; Arthrodermataceae
Exons: 2
Coding region: 1-1398 (465 amino acids)
Source: RefSeq, a predicted model, not a curated record